Molecule: messenger RNA, 918 nt
Organism: Chironomus riparius
Lineage: Eukaryota; Metazoa; Arthropoda; Insecta; Diptera; Chironomidae
Source: the annotation of a GenBank genome assembly
UCUCAAUUGGUAUCAUUCAUUUGUCUGAACUUCAUCAUAUAACAUUCAUUUAAAAAUGGCAUUUAAGUUCGUUGUUUUGUGCUCAGUCUUGGCUGUUGCCAGCGCUGGAAUCAUCGCUGAACCAUCAUAUACUUCAUACUCAGCACCAGCUCAUUCAUCAUCAUUCACAAAGACUCUUUCUUACACCGAACCAAAAGCUGCUUAUGUUGCUUCACCAGCUGUAGCUACAUACUCAUCAUAUGAUCCCCAUCAUUAUCAACCAACCCAUACCGUCAUUGCCACACCCCACUACGAACAUGGACAAUCCGAACAAAACAUCGUAAGAUCAGCUCAUGGAACAGUCAGCCAAAUUUCAAAGUCAGUUGAUACACCAACAUCUUCAGUCCGUAAAUACGUAAACACAAAGACUAGUGAUGGUUACAAUACUGUUUCAUAUGCUCCAGCUUAUGUUCAACAGCCAGCCGUUUUGGCCAAGACAGCAAUUGUUAGCCAACCAGCACACUAUGUCCACCAUCAACCAGCUACCACAUACGUUCAACAACCAACAACUUAUGUACAUCAACAACCAGCCCAAUAUGUUCAUCAUCAACCAACUGCUUACGUCCAACAACCAACAACUUAUGUCCACCAACAACCAGCUACAACAUACGUUCAACAAGCUCCAAUCCAAAAGACAUACGUCAGCCAACCAGCUGUAUAUGCUCAACACGCCCCAGUUGUUGCUACAAAGGUUCAAUACAGCCCAGCUGUUGAAGUUGCUCAUGUUAACUUCGAAUCACCAAUUGCUCAUUAUGGUUGGUAAACAAAGAUGCAAAAGAUGCUAACAGAUUGAAUGAAUUAACAUUUAAUUUAUAAAUUCGAAAUUAAAAUUCCUUUUUGUUCUCAAUAAAAUGACAUGAAAUUUUGAUAAGAAAAUAA